UUGGACAGGAAAUAGAUGGUGACAGUGCAUCUGUGUAGGGCUGAUGUACAGAAAAUUGCAGGAAGUACAGUAUUACCAGUGGCUGAUGUACAGAAAAUUGCAGGAAGUACAGUAUUACCAGUGGCUGGUGUACAGAAAAUUGCAAGAAGUGCAGUAAUGCCAGUGGUUAUACCAUCCCUAGAAGAGUUGAAAACAAAAACAGAAAUAGAACUUGAAGAUAUGUACCAUGGAUUUCUGAACAAUGUUCAGGUGAAGUGUAACAAGAUAGUGCGUGUUGGUUCCAUUGGUGACGGAGGAUGGAAUGUUUGUUUGGAUGUCAAAUGGUAUCCCACGAAGCCUUGCUUGGUAUACUCAUUUGGGAUUGGUAGGGAUUCGACUUUUGAUGUUGGCAUGAAAAAUAUCUUUGGCUGUGAAGUACAUUCCUUUGACCCAUUUGAAAAGAAAAUUCCAAAUCGUGAAUUGUUAAAUUUCCAUGAUAUCGGAAUAAGUAACAAAUCAGGCAUUGACGGAGGCAGACAGUUUAUGACACUACGAGACACUCGCAAGCAUUUAAAUCACACAAAUAAGGAUAUCAGUAUUUUGAAAAUGGAUGUAGAAAGCUCAGAAUGGCGCUUUCUGACGGCGAACUAAAUCAUGUGAAACAACUAGCAAUUGAGUUUCACUUAACUAGAAAACAAUCGUUUUUCAUUUAUGCUCUUGAUAUUAUCAAGAAUCUGAUGGAUUUUAAUUUCCGUAUAUACCACACAGAAAAGAAUAAUAACUGCAAAUACAUAAAUUCCAGAAAGAUGAAACUGACAAAGUGUCAGAACGUCCACAUGA
Octopus sinensis (East Asian common octopus) is the source of this 819-nucleotide messenger RNA. RefSeq lists its product as uncharacterized. NCBI's taxonomy places the organism in Eukaryota, Metazoa, Mollusca, Cephalopoda, Octopoda, Octopodidae. The record is from RefSeq and is a predicted model, not a curated record. The transcript is spliced from 9 exons. The coding region runs from base 16 to 630 and encodes 204 amino acids.